CACAUAUAAGCAAGCAAGGCGCACUAUAAUUAUUCUCCAUUCGUCAAUCUUAAGCUUUGGUUAAUGGAGUCAGUGCUUUAUUCUUCUUCAUUUCAAACCCCAGCUUUUUCCUCCCAAUCCACUUUCCACUCCAAUAAAUUUCUCUGUACCCCGACGACACCCGUACUCCCAUUGCCGCACAUAGCCAAGUCGAGGUUCGAGCCAUUGUCGUGCACCAUGAGCCAUUCAGCCGAAGCCGACACUAAGCCCAAGGAGAUCAAGCUCUGGGGUGGGAGAUUCGAAGAGAGUGUGACGGAUAUCGUCGAGAAGUUCACCGAGUCUAUCUCGUUCGACAAGCAAUUGUAUAAGCAUGAUAUUAUGGGAAGUAAAGCCCAUGCUUCUAUGCUUGCUCAACAGGGGUUGAUUAGUUUAAGUGACAAGGAUAGUAUUUUGAAAGGUCUGGAUGAAAUAGAGAGAAGCAUUGAAGCUGGUGAAUUUGUGUGGAGAACUGACAGGGAAGAUGUCCACAUGAACAUUGAAGCUGCAUUAACGGAUAUGGUUGGUGAGCCUGCGAAGAAGCUCCACACUGCUCGAAGCCGAAAUGACCAAGUUUCGACUGAUUUUCGUUUGUGGUGUCGUGAUGCCAUCGACUGGAUUGUUGCUAGCAUUAGAAAUCUCCAAGUUGCUUUGGUGAAAUUGGCUUUAAAGAAUGAAGGUCUCAUCAUUCCUGGAUAUACACAUUUACAGAGGGCACAACCUGUUUUGCUUCAACAUCUUCUUCUGGCUUUUGUGGAGCAGCUUGACCGCGAUGCUGGGCGUUUAUUGGAUUGUAAAGCUAGAUUGAAUUUCAGCCCUCUAGGUGCAUGUGCACUAGCUGGUACUGGCUUACCGAUUGAUAGAUUUAUGACUUCCAAUGCUUUGGGAUUCACUGCUCCCUUGAGGAACAGUAUUGAUGCGGUUUCAGAUCGGGAUUUUGUCCUAGAGUUUCUUUCUGCUAAUUCCAUCAUUGCUGUUCAUCUUUCUCGAAUUGGUGAAGAAUGGGUGUUGUGGGCUUCAGAGGAGUUUGGAUUCAUCACACCUAGUGAUUCUGUUUCCACCGGAAGUAGUAUAAUGCCUCAAAAGAAAAAUCCUGACCCAAUGGAACUUGUUCGAGGAAAGUCUGCUAGAGUGAUUGGAGAUUUGGUUACCCUUCUUACAUUGUGCAAAGGACUUCCUCUUGCUUAUAAUCGUGAUUUGCAGGAAGACAAGGAACCGGCAUUUGACAGCGUCAAGACCGUCAUAGGCAUGCUUGAAGUGUCGGCUGAGUUUGCUCAGAAUAUUACUUUCAAUGAUGAAAGAAUACGAAAGGCUUUACCUGCAGGCUAUCUUGAUGCCACAACACUUGCUGAUUAUUUAGUUAAAAAGGGGAUUCCUUUCAGAACUUCUCACGAUAUAGUCGGACGGUCGGUUGCGUUAUGCGUUUUCAAGAACUGCCAGCUUCAAGACUUGAGUCUAGAGGACAUGAGAAGCCUAAGUCCUGUAUUUGAUAAUGAUGUGUAUGAGUUUCUUGGGGUAGAAAAUGCAGUUAAUAAAUUCAGUUCAUAUGGUUCAACCGGUUUAGCAUGUGUCGCCGAUCAACUCGGCUACUGGGUCUCCAAGCUUGAAAUCAAUAAAUCAUGAACUCAUUGAUGGAUGUGCUGCAGGUGAGUUAUUUUGAGCUUUGACAAUAAUGAUCAUGGCGUUGGAUUUGGAUUCCAGGGAUGUGAUGUUUAUUGGCAUUAUAAAGAAAAAACAAAAUGAAAUUGCCAUUGGUGAGUAGAAUCUGU
This is a messenger RNA of Hibiscus syriacus, 1784 nucleotides long. RefSeq names its product argininosuccinate lyase, chloroplastic-like. The coding region runs from base 64 to 1638 and encodes 524 amino acids. Gene Ontology annotation, cellular component: cytosol. Gene Ontology annotation, molecular function: argininosuccinate lyase activity. The record is from RefSeq and is a predicted model, not a curated record. The transcript is spliced from 6 exons. NCBI's taxonomy places the organism in Eukaryota, Viridiplantae, Streptophyta, Magnoliopsida, Malvales, Malvaceae.